AUGGGGCCUGACAAGGGGGAAAGGGCAGCAGAAGCAGGUUUGGAUGAAGGGUGGAGAUCUGUGCACCCACCACACAGCACAGGGAACACUCCGAGCUUCGAGGAGCUGAAUUCCAAGAAGGGUGCCAGUCUCUGCGCCUUUCGCCGAGCUUCCAACAGCACUGCGUUGGGACAGAGCAUUCGGAGGUUCACAACCUCAGUGGUCCGUAGGAGCCACUAUGAGGAGGGUCCAGGGAAGAAUUUACCAUUUUCAGUGGAAAACAAGUGGUGGUUACUAGCUAUGAUGACUUUGUACUUUGGGUCUGGAUUUACUGCACCUUUCUUUAUAGUAAGACACCAACUGCUUAAAAAAUAG
Molecule: messenger RNA, 354 nt
Organism: Eubalaena glacialis (North Atlantic right whale)
Lineage: Eukaryota; Metazoa; Chordata; Mammalia; Artiodactyla; Balaenidae
Product: cytochrome c oxidase subunit 7C, mitochondrial-like
Exons: 3
Coding region: 1-354 (117 amino acids)
Biological process (GO): mitochondrial electron transport, cytochrome c to oxygen
Source: RefSeq, a predicted model, not a curated record